AUGGACCUUGCUAUUGAGCUCGAAUCUCCUCCAGCAGUUUUAUACGGGCACGAGACCGAGCUGACAGGUUCCAUCGUGUCGGGACUCCUUUGGAUCAACGCCCAGGAGGUUGCUGAUGUGGUUUCCGUCACCUUGUCGCUCGUGCAAACCAUUCACCUUUCCCGGCCAUUUCUCCUCUCUUCGCCGUCAGUGCAAUCGUGCAAAGAAUGCAAUACCCGAGAAAACGUGCUAGCCCGGUGGGACGUGGUGACGGCUCGGUCGUCGUUCGCCCCCGGCUCCCACGCAUACCCGUUUUCCCAUCUUUUACCGGGAGCUUUACCUCCCUCCAGCAAGCUUGGGUCCAAAACCUCCACUUCGUAUAUCAAGUACGAAUUAGUGGCCGAAGCCGUUGUGUACGCGGCCCCCGUGCCCGUCAAGGUGAUGCUCCCGCUACACAUCACACGGCUGGUGCUAAAGGGCCCCGACCGAAACUCUCUAAGAGUGUUUCCUCCUACCGACGUACGAGCUUCAGCCGUGCUCCCCAACGUGGUGUACCCCAAAUCAACCUUCCCAGUGGAGUUACGUCUCGACAACAUGAACAGCAAGUCGGGCGACCGGCGGUGGAGAAUGAGGAAGUUGGCGUGGAGAAUCGAAGAAACUUGCAAAGUUAGGGCCUUCUGUUGUCCUAAGCACCAGUCCAAGCUCCGGACCUCUGAGGACGCCCAACGGCGAUCAAAGGUGUUGACACCCAAACUGAAGGCCGGUGCCCACCACAGCACCAUCCAAACCACCGUAAUGUUGGCUCCAGAUACGUCUGUCAUCGAAGAGUCGGGUGGCCGCGACCCCGAAAACCUGGCGUCUGGGCUUAAUGGGGCCCCAGCGGUGGCAGUGGACACAGAGGAGGUAGAACAGAGUGCCCCGACACGCGCGGUGGAGAAUUUCGACGAGGACUUUGGCUCUCGAGCCAGAGGAGCGUCUGAAAGCUCCCACGGGCCUCGUGUCAGAGGUGGUUCCGAAAGCUCCAAUGCCCCCAGCCCCAGCCCUGCUUCCACCCCUCACACCACUCCCGGCUCCCCCGAUGACCUCCACCUCUACGUCUCCGAAACCAGAACUGUCUCCCACGGCGACCUCAAAUCUGGUUGGAAGUCCGACUUUGCAGCCACCGGCAAAAUCGAUCUUGUGGCCAACAUCAACUGCAUGAAUGUUUCCACCGGACUUGUGAAAACAACCACCCGGGCCUCGAGCCUCGACCCAGGUGAUCUUUAUGACAACCUUCGUCACGGGGCCAACUUGUCCUGCGAUAUUGACGAUCCUAAUGAAGGAAUCUUUGUUUCCCACUUGCUCAACAUUGAGGUAAUAGUGGCAGAAGAGACCAUUCCUGUCAAGAAGAAACGCGUCAAAAGUAGCCGGGACCUCACGCUUGAACCCACAAGUUCCGCCAGCUCGCAAACGGCAGACGAGGCGACCUCCUCCUCCAGCCCUCUGCAAGCGAUGGGGACCCCCACCGGCGCUGCCCGGGUGUUGAGAAUGCAAUUCAAGUUGAAUAUCACUGAACGGUCGGGGCUUGGAAUCGCGUGGGACGACGAAGUUCCUCCCACGUACGAAGACGUCCGCACCCUAUCUCCUCCCACGUACGAGUCGUCGGCCAGUGCCACCCCUCAAAGCAGGGGCUUGCAGCCAGGGUCUAGCGAGUUGCAGCCACAGUCUUCUGACUCCAGUCCAUUGGCCGAGCCUCCUUCGGCGGUGCUACGUACCCCCGGAAUCUUGUAUGGGAUCGGGAGCACCCCAGGAAUGUCCAUACACGUCGACUCUAUUGACAACAUGCUUGUUGAAGAUAGAAUCCAGGAUUUGAGGUUGUAGUCAGCCGUUCGCAGAGAACGUCUGAAAACACCAGAGAGUGGGCAGAGCCCGAGACUCUAUAGAGAAAUUACGAUAUCCAUGUCUUA
Yamadazyma tenuis ATCC 10573 is the source of this 1925-nucleotide messenger RNA. Lineage: Eukaryota; Fungi; Ascomycota; Pichiomycetes; Serinales; Debaryomycetaceae. The record is from RefSeq and is a predicted model, not a curated record.